Dermochelys coriacea (leatherback sea turtle) is the source of this 3792-nucleotide messenger RNA. RefSeq lists its product as uncharacterized. Gene Ontology annotation, molecular function: DNA binding; POU domain binding. The record is from RefSeq and is a predicted model, not a curated record. The transcript is spliced from 22 exons. Bases 160 to 3792 code for a protein of 1210 amino acids. NCBI's taxonomy places the organism in Eukaryota, Metazoa, Chordata, Testudines, Dermochelyidae.
UUAUCUAUAUCUUCCUUUUAAGGAGAAUAGGGAAAUUGGAUUCAGCUAGCAGUGGCUAAUUGCACUGGGGAAUAACCGACUGUGUUAUUAUCAACUUCUCAAUGUAAAACUUGGAUUUACAUAUUUCCUUAAAAUCAAGUAAGCAUUUUUUUCACAUGUAUGGUGGAAAUGCUGCAAAAAAUCAGAAUGCGUCCUAAAGUUCUCACCAAUCAAAACAUCAGCGAAAGUGAAAUCGGUGGUUAUAGCACGGGCCAAGGAUCUCCUUUGCCUGGGGAAACUGCCAGCCCCAAAACAUCUUUGCCAGCUUCUGGAUUAACAGAAUUUAAUGCUGUGAGUCCCAAGAUCUGUCAUAUUUCCCCAGUAAAAACCCAGGAGAUGUCUGGUCUUACUGACUCUAUGCUGAGCACUUUCCCCCUUCAGAAGCGGUAUGUUGGUGUGCGGGUGAAAAUGCCAGUGCGGGAGUUGCUGAGAAAAGUCCGGCUUUCCAAAGGGAUGGACCCCAGUGACACAAAGGAAGCACAAUCAAUAAGGGCAACUACAACUAAAAGAUCUUCUGGAACAACAGCAAGAAGAAAAGCUCACCCUUAUUCAGAAAAACAGCUCAGACAGAAAAAGCAAAGUUCUGAGCAAGCACUAAAAGGCUUGGAGGACCUUGAUAUCUUGGUUGAGGUACUGGAGGAAGACCUGAACAAGAGCCACUCUAAGCUAGAGUCUCUGAGCCCUAUGCCAGCUUGCUGCUGGCACAGCUUUCCCCCUGAUAUUCAGACCUCUUGGUGGGAAGCUAACGGCAGAAAACAACCAGCUGGCAGCCUGCUGGAAAGGAGCAAGAACCUGACCAAAUCACAGCUGUGUUGCUCGUUUCCUGAUUGCCACCAACUAGUGUGUGGACAAAAGGAGAAUUCUUACUUACCCAAUUAUAAAAAAAUGCAACACCCAGACUCCCUGGAAAUAUCAUUUCCGAGUAAAAAUGAGGAACAGAACAGCUGGCAGAUGCAGGAUCCAUUUAUCAGUCCCCAGGGACAUUUCCUAGAGCCUUCUGCACAGGACAGACCUUUCUGCUACAAUCCACCAGGACAUCAUUCAGAGGAGUUCCUGGAAGUUGAUGCAACCUCCCAGGACUAUGUGGGACAUUUAAAGUCAACCUCUGUUUCUUUUGAAGAGCAGGACUUUUCUGCCCUCUCUUUCUUCCAGUUCCAACUAUACUGGGAGGAGAGUCUCCUGAGAAAUAUCCCAGUGGACAAGUUGCUUGCACCUGAUGAAAAUGGGAACAGGCUCCUGCAUAAGGCUGUCACUCAAGGAAGGAGAGCACUGGCUUAUGCACUUGCACAGAGAUUUGCAUCUCUAAACAAAAUUGAUGAGAAGGAUGCAGCAAAACGGACGGCUUUACAUCUAGCUGCUGAAAAGAACCAGUACCUGAUGGUCAAUGAUUUGAUUUCCCUGGGAGCCAAUGUCAAUGAACAGGACAGUUUUGGGAAAACACCACUCCAUUUGUGUGCAGAGAAUGGGUACUUAAGGGUUUUGGAUGUUCUGAAAAAAUGUAAAGAAGGAGGCAUGCAUGUGGAAGUGGAUCAAAUUGACGAUUACGGUUUAACACCAUUGCACUGUGCAGUUCUUGCUCACACUGCAUUAGCGAGGGAGUCUCAAAAAAUCCUCAACCACACUGACAAGCGAAAGUUUCUGCAAAUGCGCAAAGAUCAAAUUCUUGAGGGAAUUAAUUGUUUAUUACAAAUGGGAGCAAACUCUGGGCUGCAGAAACCAAAAUCAUAUCAAACUGUCACUCACUUUGUAAAAUUCCAGGAAAAUAAGGAAAUGACAUGUUUCCCCCAAUCUCAUGGCCCCAAAAGGGAGGACUUUCUUCAGGAGGACUGUGGCUUGCCGCAUGUACUGAGUGGAGGGACCCUUCCACAUUUACAAGAAAUGUCUGAGCUUCCUUCCUCUUUAUCCUCAAAUCACUUUGGCCAUGUUGUUAAAGGUUUUUUCUGUCCUGAAGGAAGCAUUCUACCAGUCCCGUGCCCAGCUGGCACCUUCCGUUCUGUAGAAGGACCUCUGACUUCACACAGUUGCCUGAACUGCCCCGUGAAUUUCUUUAAUCCCACACCUGGUCAAGUGGCAUGUCUUCCAUGUGGCUCAGAAGCUGUGCAACCCAAGGAGGGUCAAGAAACAUGUGUCUGCCAUGGGGAAGGCCGUGUGUUUCAGCUCAGUGAUGCUCACUGUCCAUGUGCUCCAGGUUAUAAGACUUUAAUGGAUGGGAGGAGACACUGUGUUAGACAAGUAUAUGACAUUUGUAGAGAUACAACUUCCCGAAACCAGGAAGGACAGUGCUUGACUAAGAAAGAAUGGAUGAAAUACUGUACAAAUAAGGUUUGUGCCCUUCCUGAAGACUAUCGAGGCUAUGACAAGGUUCUUGGCCUCUGCGUUUGUCAAGCAGACAAUCUGAACACUGUGUGUAACUCUCAGUGUAGAAGACAACAAAGAGACAUUCUGCAGUUUGUCUGUAAAGGGAAAAAUGCUCAACUUUCUAUCACUUACAGAAAUGGGAGCCAGAUUGCCAUUUUCUUGGAACAAUUAAAAGCAGUUCUACAAGUGCUGCAUUCCCCAGCUAAGAAUCCCUGCCCUACUGAGCACAGUAUGUCUUCCUAUCCUGUAUACAUGGUGAAAACAAAUGGAAAAGGGUUUUUGGGUGUGUACAAUCCUGACCCUGAACUGCUGCACAAGCUCAUUGUGCCAAACAAAAUUUCAUCUCCUGACAAAAGUGUACUAUUGUCAGCAGCAACUCCAGGAAAGACUGGCAAGGAAGAUCCUCAGUUUUACUGGACUCAAAGCCAGAGGCCUUCCAACUCUACAUUGCAAAUCACAUUUACAGGCAUCUUAAAUCCCACUACAUGCAUCAAUGGUAACGUUACCAUCCUCUUCAUUGUUUCCAAAGAACAUUAUCCAGUGUAUGAUGUAAACAACUUGUACAACACAAAUAAUGAAUUUGACUGGGGAGGAUUCCGCAGCCUGGCAGAGGAAAUCAAACUGACCUCCACCAACUUCCUCCUUUUCCUGUACCAAUUCCAGCAUCCUGGCACCUAUGUCCUUGGGCUCAGUAGUAACCAGGACAAAAAAAUGUAUAUUAGAGUCAUGCCGUAUGGUGGACAGUGUUAUGAAGAUGGGCCGUUCUUCCCAACAACUCCCAGGCAUGUCAUACAAGUGGGCAUUGCAAGAAUCCCAAACCUUCUUCUGAAACCUGACUGGCCAGCUAUUAUUGGAUUAAUAACAGGACUUCUCAUUUUCCUUAUUACCUGCCUGUUGCUGAUUCUUCUCUGUCAAGACUUGGGUUGGUCCAAAGAAGGAACUACCUGCCCUCCAUUUCGAAGGCUGCAGCUGAAAUAUAAUCUUGACAAAUAUUCCUCCAAAGGAUCCACAGUGAUUUCAGUUAAAAAAUGUCAUCCCAGGCUAAAGAACAAAGGCAGCUUGGAUGAAAACUGUGGCAACGCUGAUGAGACAGAAGCUUUCUUCCUAGAAACAGGUGAAAUCUGGGAGUCUGAAGAACAGAUAAACCUGGAUUCAUUCAAUACCAAGGUCUUCUUUGAAAUUCUGCACAUGCAGUCUCUGUCAGUCACAGCCAAACUGAGCCAAUUUAAAGAAGAGCUGAAAAUCUUGUAUCACAAACUUAUGACGGAAAUAGCUUCACUCAGAGAGCUUUGGAUAAUGAGGUUAAUAAUCCCAGAGAAGGCAAAAUCUUAUGACAGCAUAAUGAUGGGGACCUAUAUGAGAGCAAAAUAUCAGGUAGAGCUCAGUUUUUCUUAG